Molecule: messenger RNA, 1738 nt
Organism: Manacus vitellinus (golden-collared manakin)
Lineage: Eukaryota; Metazoa; Chordata; Aves; Passeriformes; Pipridae
Gene: FHL2
Product: four and a half LIM domains 2
Exons: 6
Coding region: 224-1063 (279 amino acids)
Biological process (GO): negative regulation of transcription by RNA polymerase II; negative regulation of calcineurin-NFAT signaling cascade
Cellular component (GO): Z disc; nucleus
Molecular function (GO): transcription coregulator activity; transcription factor binding
Source: RefSeq, a predicted model, not a curated record
UAAGCGGGGAAAGAGGCCACCACUGUCCUUAGGGACAGCAGUGAUGAGGAUGCAGAAGAAGGGCACCUUUGCAAAGAGCCGUGGCUGCCAGUCUGAUAAGCUUCUGGCAGUGUUUUCCUGUUAAAUCCCAAUUAACUCAGUUUUAAAGGCUGAGUCCAGGCAAGUGUGUGAUAUAGGAGGACUCCUCAAGGCAACUCAGGAUAGCUGGACUCCAGAUACCAACAUGACUGAGCGCUUUGACUGCCACUACUGCAAAGAGUCUCUGUUUGGUAAGAAGUACAUCCUGAAGGAGGACAGCCCCUACUGUGUGAAAUGCUAUGAAAAUCUUUAUUCCAAUACCUGCGAGGAAUGUAAAAAACCUAUCGGCGCUGACUGCAAGGAUCUGUCUUACAAGGACCGCCACUGGCAUGAAACCUGCUUCCACUGCUUCCAGUGCAAGAAUUCAUUGGUGGACAAACCUUUUGCUGCAAAAGAGGAACAUCUACUUUGUACUGACUGCUACUCCAAUGAAUACUCUUCCAAAUGUAAUGAGUGCAAGAAGACUAUUAUGCCAGGUACUCGGAAGAUGGAAUACAAAGGCAACAGCUGGCACGAGACCUGCUUUAUCUGCUACCGCUGCCAACAGCCUAUUGGGACAAAGAGUUUCAUCCCUAAGGACCACCAAAACUUUUGUGUACCCUGCUAUGAAAAGCAAUUUGCCAUGCAGUGUGUCCAGUGCAAGAAGGCUAUCACUACAGGAGGUGUUACUUACCGGGAGCAGCCAUGGCAUAAGGAGUGCUUCGUUUGUACUGGAUGCAAGAAGCAGUUGUCUGGACAACGCUUUACCUCCAGGGAUGAGUUUGCAUACUGCUUGAGCUGCUUCUGCAACCUCUAUGCCAAAAAGUGUGCUGGGUGCACAAACCCAAUCAGUGGACUCGGAGGAACCAAGUACAUCUCCUUUGAAGAACGGCAGUGGCAUAAUGAUUGCUUUAACUGCAAGAAGUGCUCUCUUUCAUUGGUAGGUCGUGGCUUCCUCACAGAAAGGGAUGACAUCCUUUGCCCUGAAUGUGGGAAGGAUAUCUAAAGCUCAAACUAAGAGGUGAGGAAGAAGAGAGAGGAAAGCCGUGCUUCCAAUAUAUAGUCUGAAACACACGGAUGUUCAGAACUAGCUUUGCCAUUCUGUGUCUCGCUGUACUAUUAACAUUACUUAGCCUUUUUCAUUAUACUCUCCAAGUCUGGAGGGAAAACUCGAAUAUCUCCAGUAGCAGUGUUGGUGUUUAAGAUUUCUGCAGCAAACAAAAACUGAUUCAAAAUACAAGAUGUAAAACCAUUUGGCUGUUUUUGACAUACAUACUAUUUUUCAUGUUUGUUUUUUUUCCUUCCAGUAAAUAUUCCAGUUACAGUCAAGUGAUACAGUUCAAGGAUUACAAUAGCCACACACAAUACAUUCAUAGGUGGAUAUUUAGGGUGAAACCUUCAGCCCACUAAAAUUAACAGCAAAUGCCAUUCAAUUUUAGUAAAGUGAUGGUCUUACCCCAGUGUUCUUGAGCUGUGUGACAAGUGUGUGCUGUCAAAUCUGUAUAAAGACUGCAAAGGUAGAGUGUGUUUCAAUGUACAGGGAUUUGUGCCAUGCCAUAAAGAGAUAAUGAUAAUUGGGAGUGCGUCACAAUAGGUACAGUUUAUUGCAUGACUAGCUGAUCAUUGUGUGAAGUACAAGUUCUGAUUGACAGUGUCAGUAUUCCAGUUGGUUGACAUUACA